AUGACUAAAUUUGAUUUUCUCAACUUUUUAUCCCCUGAAAUGUCUGCUACAUUGGAGAAAAUUAAAGAAAUCGAAACGGAAAUGGCUAGGACUCAGAAAAAUAAGGCAACCUCCAACCAUUUGGGACUUCUAAAGGCAAAGUUAGCAAAGCUAAGGAAAGAACUGAUUGCUCCUGUGAAGGGAAGCACAAAUACAGAAGGAGGAUUUGAUGUAUCGAAGACUGGGGUUGCCAGAAUUGGAUUCGUAGGAUUUCCAAGUGUAGGAAAGAGUACCCUAAUGUCAAAGUUGACUGGAGUUGAUAGUGAGGUGGCCGCUUACGAAUUUACUACACUGACAGCUAUUCCUGGCGUAGUACAAUAUAAUGGAGCAAAGUUACAGAUCAUUGAUUUACCAGGAAUAAUAGAAGGUGCUAAGGAUGGGAAGGGGCGAGGAAGGCAAACAUCGGGUAUUCGACUCAAUAAACAACCACCGAGUAUCAAGAUAACUAAGAGAGACAAAGGUGGUAUUAACUGUACUGGUGGAAGUUUUGAUAUCGAAAUUAGUAAUGCUGAGGUCAACAUUCAGGGCAAUCCCACUAUCGAUGAAUUUAUAGAUUCAGUGGCAGGAAAUAGAAAAUACAUACCUGCAAUUUAUGUUCUAAACAAGAUAGAUGCAAUCUCAAUAGAAGAAUUGGACAUAAUUUACCGUAUUCCUCAUGCUGUUCCCAUAAGCGCAGAUAAAUGCUGGAAUUUUGAUACCUUGAUGAGGAAGUCUUGGGAAUAUCUUAACUUCACAAGAAUAUAUCCCAAACCAAAGGGCAAAGAGGUGGAUUAUGAGGAGCCAGUGAUUUUACGCGAAAAAAAAAGAACUGUUGCAGACUUUUGCAACUCUAUUCAUAGGCAAAUCUUGUCAAAGUUCAAAUAUGCUAUUGUGUGGGGUACAUCAGUUAAACAUCAAAAGCAAAAGGUAGGGAAAGAUCAUGUACUGAAUGAUUGCGAUGUGGUGCAAAUAGUUAAGGAUUAUUUUAUCAAAGGACAGUUUAUUGGUAAUAGGGAACUUCUUCUGAAGCAUAUAGAUAUGUGA
Molecule: messenger RNA, 1062 nt
Organism: Medioppia subpectinata
Lineage: Eukaryota; Metazoa; Arthropoda; Arachnida; Sarcoptiformes; Oppiidae
Source: the annotation of a GenBank genome assembly